AUGGAAUCAGCAUCUUCGUCCUCAUCUCGGAUUAAGAGACGUAAGAUUUCAGAUGGAACCAAGCUUCCGAUGGAUCUGAUCAUGGAGAUACUCAAACGCUUACCGGCGGAAACCCUAGCAAACUUGUGCGAAUCGAAGCCCUUGGCAUCAAUCAUACGCAAUCGUCACUUCAAGAAACUGUUCUUCACCGAGUGUUCUUCUCGACCAGGUCGUCUCUUCUUCUUCAUCAAACAUGAAGAUGGUUCUGAAUUAUUCUCAUCGCGGCUUCCAACCCGAAGCCCCGCAAGUGGAGAAGGAGAAGCCUUAUAUGUAGCUACUCACCAUAUUACAUUUGGAGGCAUAACCAAAUUUUCCUGCCUUCACGGUUUGUUUUCCUAUGAGUCUUAUCGCUUUGGUCGUUCUAAGAUUACGGUAUACAAUUCCAGCACCCGUGUAUCCACCCCGUUGCCUGAUUUCGAUGGACCAAGACACAUCUUCCAACACAUGCUGGGCUAUGAUCCCGUCGAUGGUGUUUACAAAGUCUUGUGUAUGGAUUCAAGGUAUCCUUGCGAUAUGCUGCGAAAAAAACCUAGGAAUUUUUUUGAGGUUCUGACAUUGGGAGAUGAUCAUUCCAGCUGGAAGAUGAUUCAAGAUGGUCCUACUCAUACGCCUUACGUCAAGACCCACAUAUGCAUAAAUGGUGUUUUAUAUUAUGAUGCUUAUGUAUUUGAAUCAAAGGAAACUGGAGUUAUUAGUUUUGAUCUUAGGUCUGAACAAUUCCGUCUUAUCAGCGGACCUCCUUGUGAAGGUCUGUUUGUGAAGAAAAUGGCAAGGUAUGAGGGAAAGCUAGCUAUCAUCUCUAUUUUAAUGUCUGAAGAUAAUGGUAAUAUUGUUCUGUGGGUUCUUGAGGAUGCAGUGAAACAUGAAUGGGUUAAGAAGGUUUUUGUUUUCCCUAGUUUGUGGAAAAGUUUACUUCAGUGUAAUCUUCAUUUCCUUAACAUCACUCAUGCGGGCGAGUUUAUUUUGACAGCGCGUUAUUUUCUCACUCAACAAUGUUAUGUUCUGUGUUGUGAUCCGAAAACACAACGCGUGAGAAAAUUCGUGAUUGAAGGAAUCCCAAAGGAUAAUUUACAAGCCAGUGAACUAACUUUUUGUCCUCUACAUCAUAUCUUCUCUACUCAGGUUGAGAGUCUUAUGUUUCUGUAA
Messenger RNA from Capsella rubella, 1185 nucleotides. Its product is annotated as putative F-box protein At5g44220. NCBI's taxonomy places the organism in Eukaryota, Viridiplantae, Streptophyta, Magnoliopsida, Brassicales, Brassicaceae. The record is from RefSeq and is a predicted model, not a curated record. The transcript has a single exon. Gene Ontology annotation, molecular function: protein binding. The coding region runs from base 1 to 1185 and encodes 394 amino acids.